GGUCCCUUGUUUUCCCUGGCUGGUUUCGUUCAAGAGUGACGGAAGCUACGCCGGCGGCUGAAUUUCUUGACCUGGCAUUUUUUCGCAGCAAAAUCCCACCGCCCGACCAAAACAGUGACUGUCUUAGUGUCCGCCAUAAUAACAUAACGCCUGCUUGUCCUGACCGGACUUGACCUGUCCUAAUUCUAAUUCUCCUUCCCACGCCAUCACCACCUUUGAACGAACCUCACCCCAUUCCACCACUCAUCCCUCUAUAUCUUCUGGUAAGCUACCUAAUGUUUUGUCUGCGCCGUUGCCCUUGAUUCUUGAAUCGCAUACUCCCCCCUCCGUCGACUCGCCUGUAUUGUUUCCCCCUCCCUCUCUGCGCCCACUCCGUGUAUGCGGUAACCCCUGAUUGUUCUGGUCAUUGGGCCUUUUUUUUGGGUUUAUUCUGGCCCUCUGCCCACUCUGCAGGCCUCUUUUCCCCGGCUUCGGUUAUCGUGCACCCUUGAUUGCUUUCUUCUCUCCCCCCUAUAUACCACAGGUGUUUCUGUUUACUUGCUUUCGCUCUUCCGUCCAUCUGGCCAUUAUUGAACAACAAAAGCAUUUCGACUAUUGAUCAUUCUGACACCGCUUUUUUCCCUUUCCAGUCCUCGAACUACAUCCUCGCCACCGCCAAUAUGGGUCUCACUUUCUCGCGGCUGUUCGAUCGUCUGUGGGGCAGAAAGGAGAUGCGAAUUCUCAUGGUCGGUCUCGAUGCUGCCGGUAAAACCACCAUCCUGUAUAAGUUGAAGUUGGGUGAAAUCGUCACCACCAUCCCUACAAUCGGUUUCAACGUCGAGACCGUCGAGUACAAGAACAUUCAGUUUACCGUGUGGGAUGUCGGUGGACAGGACAAGAUCCGUCCUCUCUGGAGACAUUACUUCCAGAACACCCAGGGUAUCAUCUUCGUCGUCGAUAGCAACGAUCGGGAUCGUAUCGUCGAGGCCCGGGAAGAGCUGCAGCGCAUGCUGAACGAAGAUGAACUCCGUGAUGCCCUCCUCCUUGUCUUUGCCAACAAGCAAGAUCUGCCGAAUGCCAUGAGCCCCGCCGAGAUCACCCAGCAGCUUGGUCUGCAGAGUCUCACCCGCCGUCCCUGGUACAUCCAAUCCACCUGCGCCACCACUGGUGACGGUCUGUACGAGGGUCUGGAGUGGCUCGCCGAGACGCUCCGCAAAACGAACCGGGACAGCUAGACUGUUGUUAUGUCAUUAGAAGGAUGAUCUGGAUGGUUGACUGGGAGUUGGGGAUGAUGAAUGAAGAACCGGGGCUGGCAACGACACCCCGUGUAGGGCAGGAAAUGCUACGUGGCGGUGCUUGUAUGUUCUCUUAACGGCUCUUCAUUCCUCUAUGCAAUUAGCUUUUUGUGUUUUCUUCGUUCAUCCCGGCGUCGAUCUCAACGCAUACUCCUGUUAAAACAUCUUUUCCUUUUCUUUUUUCCCUUUGUGUCUUUCCCCUUUCCCAUUUUGCCUCUUCCCCCCUAUUAUUUUUUAUUUUUUUUUUACUUGAUUUUCCUUGUGUUUUCUACUCUACUGGCAAAACUUGAAUAUUUACGAGCCACCGUGAAC
Messenger RNA from Aspergillus candidus, 1586 nucleotides. It is a transcript of the gene arfA, whose product is annotated as putative ADP-ribosylation factor. The transcript is spliced from 4 exons. Gene Ontology annotation, cellular component: cytoplasm; plasma membrane. The record is from RefSeq and is a predicted model, not a curated record. Lineage: Eukaryota; Fungi; Ascomycota; Eurotiomycetes; Eurotiales; Aspergillaceae. Bases 660 to 1214 code for a protein of 184 amino acids. Gene Ontology annotation, biological process: intracellular protein transport; vesicle-mediated transport. Gene Ontology annotation, molecular function: GTP binding; GTPase activity.